Messenger RNA from Phycomyces blakesleeanus NRRL 1555(-), 714 nucleotides. RefSeq lists its product as hypothetical. NCBI's taxonomy places the organism in Eukaryota, Fungi, Mucoromycota, Mucoromycetes, Mucorales, Phycomycetaceae. Bases 41 to 622 code for a protein of 193 amino acids. The transcript is spliced from 2 exons. The record is from RefSeq and is a predicted model, not a curated record.
AUCCCGCCUUUUGUUCUAUACAAAUCUUAUUGAACAAGUGAUGACCUACAUUGAAGACCAAAUUUUGGAAGAUGUAAUUUUGCCUGUUAUUUACCCUGUUCUCAAAUGGAAAUCAAUUCAAUCAAAAGACCUUUACGAGAGUGUUCAUGCUGCUAUAUUGAGUCUCUUAACUGCCAAAAAACCCGUAUCCCGUGAAGUAGCGGGUGUUUACGCCAAUAUUCUCAUCAGUAGUUUCCCCGAGAGAAUUAAUUUACAGCAGCUUACAUUUGGUUACUCAACUAUGACUCAGGCUUUAUGUGAUAUGGAUGAUGCAAUUGCAUGGCUUACUGUUGGACAUCUCUUGGAUAAGAUUGAUGGAUUGACAGAAGAGUCGCAAUGCGUGGAGAGGUCACAAUAUAUAACUGUUCUUAUCGAACUUAUGAAACCACUCUCACUUGGACCUUUCUAUGCAGUCUAUCUGAAUAAGCUGAGGACAUUGGUGCUUAACUUGGAAACACCAGGUAUGCAAAAAGCUACAUUGAAGUUAUUGUUUGAAACUGUCAGCGGGACAGGUAUUUCGGAUAUGCGACGAGUAGAAACUGUAGGUUGGUUCUUGGAUUUGAAGAACCAGGUGGGAAUCUAAGUACAGCUUAUAAUGUUAAUCUAAAUUCAAUUUAAACAAAAACAAAAAAUAAAAAGCAGAAACAAAAAAAAGAGUAGGUUGAUUAGCCAACU